This is a messenger RNA of Macrobrachium nipponense, 5847 nucleotides long. Its product is annotated as nephrin-like. Gene Ontology annotation, biological process: cell-cell adhesion. The record is from RefSeq and is a predicted model, not a curated record. Gene Ontology annotation, cellular component: cell-cell junction; plasma membrane. The coding region runs from base 507 to 5360 and encodes 1617 amino acids. The transcript has 24 exons. Lineage: Eukaryota; Metazoa; Arthropoda; Malacostraca; Decapoda; Palaemonidae. Gene Ontology annotation, molecular function: cell adhesion molecule binding.
AUGACUGUAUCGUAUUGCUGCGGGAGUCGUCCAUUCAGUAAUCAAUGAGGCCUGCCGAUGAAAACGAGUGAAUGUAAACAACGUAAAAUUACUGGGGCAUUCUUGUCAUUUGUAAUGACCCCUGAAAAGAAGGCGUGGCUUAGGUGUAUUAAAGACGCGUUUUAUCUCACCCACCUUAUUAAAUGUGGGCGAAUAGAAAAGACUUCUUUUGUACAGUGAACUUCUUAAUAUUACCAAACUUGGUGUUGUCAGUUGGGAAUAAAACGAAAGAGAAGCCGAAUUUAACGGUACUUUUUGUAAUAGCAUGAUUACCAGAGAUGGAAUUCAUCAUAUACUUCAUGCAGUGAUAACACAGAUUAGUGCAAGUGUUUCCUCUUUAACUCACUCCAAGAAAAUAUUGGCGAGUUGAAUGCUUGUGAUUAAACAGUGAACGGAGAAAUAUGAAAACGCCAAAGCCCAACAGGUACUAUUCUUAGUACUUUCGUGUUAAUCAGGAGGAAGCCUUAAUGAAGAAGAUGCUAGUUUUAAAGAACUUCGUCACAUCAAGGAAUUUUGGUCUGUGGUUCACUCUCCUGCUGGCCACCAUCGCAAAUAAAGGCCGGGCGGCUGAAUUCCAGAAGUUCAGUAUCACUCCAGAGAGCGUGGAGGUGGCGGAGGGGGAGGAUGUGUUCCUGAGCUGUGCCGUCGAAAAUCAACAAGGCAAAGCUCAGUGGACGAAGGAUGGAUUUGCCUUAGGUUUCGAACGUCAUGUCCCGGGUUACCCCCGAUAUUCGUAUGCAGGGGAUCCCGACCUUGGGGAACACCACCUGGUGAUUAGUGGCGUCACCCUCACGGAAGAUGGGGAGUAUCAGUGUCAGGUCGGACCCACCAUCUCCAGCCCCCCGAUUUGGGCAGCAGCUAAUGUCACCGUCCUUUUACCGCCCACGGGCAUCAGCAUCGUGGGUUGGGGUGACGGCGCCGUGGUCGAAGUGGUGGCCGGCACUUCCUUGACCCUGGAAUGCCUGGUGAGCGACGCCCGCCCCGCCCCCAAAGCGGCCUGGUUUCGGGACGGAAUCCAAGUUGAUCCCGAGCUGCAGGAAGAUCACGUGGAGGCCUCUUCUCUGCCUCGCCGCUGGAACGUCAGGAGUCAGCUGAUCGUCGUGGCUGAGGCGGAAGACGACGGAAAGCAGUUCUCCUGCCAGGCUCUCCACCCGACGCUCAAGGAAUCUCCCACUUCGCUGGUGGCCUCAAUUACCCUCUCCGUCUUGCAUCCACCAGGAAACCCGGUCAUAACAGGCUACGACAACAGCGAGGACCUCCGCGCAGGCGAGCGACGAACUCUCAGCUGCAAAGUCACGGGCGGCAACCCGCGCCCUUGGGUACUGUGGUACCGCGGAGGUCAGUUGGUAGAUGAUACCACGACGACAGACGCCACGGGCGUGAUCAACACCCACGAGCUGGCUGUCACGGCCGAGGAAGACGGCGCUGUUUACGAAUGCAGCGUCACCAACGACCUCAUGGAACAGUCUCUGUCCGCCAAUGUCACCCUCAGGGUUUUCUAUAAGCCGACCACGGUGAUCAUUACGGGCCCGUCAGAGGUGCAAGAAGGUUCGCCCAUCAAUCUUACCUGCAAGAGCAGUGAAUCCAAUCCACCAGCCUCCCUCACCUGGACUGUUGAUGGAGAGGUCAUGGAGACGAGCAAAUCCGUCGCGGAGAAGGCAGACACCGGCGGGUGGAUGACCUCCUCUGUCCUGAGCGAGUACGUGGUGACCUCCCGGAAUGCGACGGAGAUUCACGUUGAGUGCAGGGCCAUCAACCCAACCAUAGACGAGGUCGUCAAGACUAAAAAAGUCAUUAUCAUAACUCGGCCGGCGGGUCGGCCCAUAUUCGAAAAUGACCUCCGGAGCGAAAUCGUGUCAGGAACGACUCUUGACCUGACCUGCCUCAGCAUUGGGGGCCACCCACCGCCGAAAAUCAGGAUAUACAAAGAAGACGAGGAAAUCGUAACGGAGUUGUUACACGAAGGUAACGUGACCUUAGCGAGGGCCGAGAUCGAGGUCACGCCGGUGGACAACGGGGCGAAGGUCACAUGUGAGGUCACCAAUCCAGCAACAGAAACUCCUCUCACGACUUCGUCCAGGCUGAAAGUACUCUUUCCCCCCUGGGAGAUGAAGGGCUCGGCGACCCCUGGGACGGUGGAGGAGGGUUCGCCUGUGACUUUAUCUUGCAUAUCCUCCUCGAGUCUCCCCCCCUCCAACAUCACCUGGAGGUCCGGGGGGGCCAUCAUUGAGGGGGCCACCGUGGAUGUCACCCAAGGUGCCUUUGGGGGAACAGACACCAGGUCCGAAAUCGAGCUGGCCACGACUGCAGAAGACAAUGGGAGGGUUUUCAUCUGCGAGGCUGACAAUGGGCUGGGAUCUACCGUCAACAAAAAGAUUAAACUCAACGUCUUACAUUCUCCCAUCUGGAUGGUGAAGCCGCAGCCACAUAUGGACGUGUAUGAAGGAGCAAAUGCAGUUAUAACUGCCACGGCUGCAGCGAACCCGGGACCCCUCAGGUACUGGUGGCGGAAAGGAGAGGAGACCCUGCAGACGACGGACGGGGAACUCCAGCUGGGGAAGGUGACCAGAGAGCACAGUGGGAACUACACCGUCAAUGCUUAUACUCCCCGAGGAGCUGUCAACGCCUCGUUUUUCCUCAACGUGCAGUAUGGUCCGUACCACGUGCAGUCGACUGAGAGAUCGACUGUUGGCCAAAAUGGGUCCCUGAGUGUCGAAUGUUCUGCAACGGGAAACCCCACUCCUAAGAUUACGUGGACGAAGGACACGCAUGCGCACAAUAGCUCUGCCCAGACGCUCAGCACUGGCCUGGGCAUUGCCCGCCUCGUGAUCAACUCCGCCAGGCCCACAGACACGGGCGUGUACCUCUGCCAGGCAUCCAACGUUGUCUCCACCGCCCCUGCAAUCAAGACGAAGAUCAUAGUCACGCAACCUGUCAGGGUGGCCAAAGAAGUCGCUGGUUGGAGCGGAUCGUGGGCGCCCGUGGGUGGAAGUGGGCGACUCGUGUGUCGAGUAAGAGCUGCUCCGGUUCCCUCCUUUUCUUGGAGCACACAAGACGGCCACAUCAUCCAGAACAACGAGAAGUACACGAUUCACGAGCCUCAGCUUGUAGAUGGAUUGGUGUUAUGGGCGAGUGUGUUCGAGAUCCGCCAAGUGACAAGAACUGAUUACGUCUCCUAUCGAUGCACGGCCACCAAUGCCUUAGGAACCGAUAAAGCUGACAUUGCUCUCAAUCCACCUGCUCGUCCGCUUCCUCCCACAAACUUUUCUAUCAUCAAUAUCACUGCAAGUUCAGUGUCGCUUGCUUGGGCCCCCAACUUUGAUGGCGGACUUCCCAGAGGCUACACCAUACAGUAUUGGAUCAGUGGCACUUUAAAUCACAAGACCGUCGAAAUCACCGGAGGGAACACGGCUGGAACCACCGUGGCCGAGCUGGUGCCGGGCACCGAGUACUUCUUCACGAUUCGGUCGGAGAAUGACCAGGGCAUGUCGGACUACAUCACUCCUUCCUUGGUGGCACAUACGCGAGGACCAUCGGGCGACGCCAGUACCAUGGUAGGGAACACCUCUCGAGUCCCUCGCCUCAUCCUCCUCAUAAUGACCCUCACCGGAGCCGCCCUUCUGGUCCUCAACAUCGCCAUCAUUGCCUGCUUCGUCAGAAGAAGGACUAUGAAUAGGAACGCCUCGGCAUCCUCGUCAACAAAGACUGUGGCGCUGGAUGCUUACGGUGCCACACCAGCAUCGACUCCUGGCACUAAUCACAAUGAGGUUCUCCUUUCGCUAACCACUAUCAAUGCCAACAAUCUCACUUCUACACCACCCGGAUGUAAGGAUGAAGAGCAGACAAACGUGGAUGAAUGUGACAGAGCGCUGAUGGUGACCCCCAACAUUUCCAACUCCAGGACUCACCUCAACACCCUUCAGAAUGGCGGUGUCACCAGAUCAAACAGCUCUAACUCACGCAAUGGCUCGCUGCUAGUCCGCAACAACAGUCUGAACCCCCAGAACAGCGGCACGCAGAACCAGAACGGCGGCAUUCCUUCGCAGCAGCAGCAACAGCAGCAGCAGCAGCAGCUCAUUGGCAGUAAUGGCUCUCCCUCGGGCGGAAGCCCCUUGCCCCAAAAUGGCAGACUCUUGAACCCAGACAACAACAAGAGUACGAUCCAGCCUCCGACGAAUCCCGAAGUCUGCUCUUUGAAUUCAAGCACCUACGACUCCCAGCCUCCUUUGCAGCCCCUCCAGAGGAAGAACUCGGCAACUUACCCCUCAGAUGACCAGAUCUCCCUCGCUUCUUAUCACAGCAACCACUCUCGCACUUACUCCCAAGGCUACGUCCGUCCGUUACCCCCUGCAGGUUGCCCCCACCACCCACCAAGAUCUCAACAGCCACCUUCUUACCAGCCGAGUCCGCAGCUCUACCAGCAGCAAGACCCACAGCACCAGACGAUCCAAGGACCCCCAGCUUACAGCAGCCUGAACCCUUCAGGCCUCUAUAGUCUCAGCAGUGAAUAUUACGAUACACGAUGUAACCAGUCUUCCUUUUCAUCAGGUACCCCUAUGGGUUAUGCUACUCUUGGACCUCGUAGUCGCAGGCCACAGCCGUCGCAGUUUGCGACCCUUCAGAGACCCAGGUCCUCCCGGGCCCAAAAUCACAGCUUGAGUCACGUCCGACAAGGAGGAAGUUUCGAUGGGGAAUGUUGUCAGCAGCAGCAGCAGCAGCAGCGGCCGCAGGAGGAGGAGGGGGGGGACCGCCUCAGCCUGUCAGUGUGCGGGUCUCCUUCUGAUCCCCGCCAGGCACAGCAGGACAACCCCCGGAGGAGCAGCUUCCACGGGCCACUUCGCAGAGAAUCCCCACACUUCGAUCCUGCAAGGCAGAUGCAGCACAUGCGCCUCCAACAGCAUCAGCAACAACAUCAGCAGGCACAACAGCAGCAACAGCAGCUACAGCCGCUCCACCAACAGCAACAGCAGGAGAACAACGGACCCUCAGGGUAUAACAAAAGACACCACCAAGAGGUGUCCAGAAGCAGCAUGGUCAAUUUGGGAAGGGACAGUAACGAAACGAGUGGCCCAAAUGUGCUGACCCAGGGGAAUGUCAACGGAUCUCACAGGGACCUGACCAUGUCAGAUGGAAAUCAGAGUCCCUCCCGGGGAAGUCCUGUGAGGAAAGGAAGCAUUCACACUCCUACAGACUCGGUUUCAGGACGGCCUCGAUUCCCACACGAUUACGUUCGUCAAGGAUCCACCAAAUCGAGGAGUUCAUCGCGCGGGGCUAAAGACCAGCAGUUGAACGAUGCCAUGAGUGAUAAAAAUCAAAGAUAAAUUGCAUUCGGGUUUGGACCACAAGCAGGUAACCUUUCAGUUGGUAUACUAACAAUUAAUACUGUAAUAGAAUACUAAUGACUAAGAGCUACUGUAUUUCUUUAGCUAUGAUCACUGUGUUAUAUUGUACUCAAAUUAGAUACAACAGCUCAGACAACCUCAAUGUAUUACUAACUGUUGCUUUUGGUUGAAAUGUAGUGGGAAACUAACAGUCUUGAUUGCAUGGCCAUACGCAGAGGAAUUCUUUAGUAAUAAUUUCACCUAUGACAUUCACUGAGAUUUAUUCGUAAUGUCCUGUCAAGGAUAGAGUUUUUUGUACAUUUAUAGAAGUGUCGAUUCAACUUUCAAUUACUAUAACAAGACAUGGCAUUAGGCCUUCAAUACAGGAGAACAGAGCGGAAAAAUACCGUAGAUAAUAUUUUUCGAGAAAUACAGAAUUUAAAUUUUUUCAGUGACUCAAUAUUCUUCCGCCGUGAAGAUCAGAAAA